Molecule: messenger RNA, 2431 nt
Organism: Dermochelys coriacea (leatherback sea turtle)
Lineage: Eukaryota; Metazoa; Chordata; Testudines; Dermochelyidae
Gene: IKZF5
Product: IKAROS family zinc finger 5
Exons: 5
Coding region: 962-2221 (419 amino acids)
Biological process (GO): regulation of transcription by RNA polymerase II
Cellular component (GO): chromosome
Molecular function (GO): RNA polymerase II cis-regulatory region sequence-specific DNA binding; chromatin insulator sequence binding; DNA-binding transcription factor activity
Source: RefSeq, a predicted model, not a curated record
UGGAGAAGCUGCAAACAGCUGCAGCAGGAAAAGGACAGCAACUUAUCAGUGCUCUCACCUUACAUCAGAAGCUUCAGGAGAAGCAGUUGGGGGUUGAGCCUAACACUGUAUUCCUGAAGUGGUGGGUUUUGUUCAAACACUUAUGUUCUCUAGGAAACACUUCCAGAACAGAGUUUCAAUUUGUAUUUUAAUAGAAAUUUUCUUAGUACAGUUGCCCUCAAGGACCACAGGUUGCAUACCACUGUAGUAAAUUGGUAUAGGAGACAUUCCCUAUUCUAGGGGUUUAGCAUGUUGACACUGAAAAGUUUACACCUAUUGCUAGACGAGUAGCAAGUGACUUAACUGGUAUAUCAAACUGGGAUCAACAGUACAGUAGAAUGUUGCACUAAUACUAUAUUGUUUAAUACAAAGCAUCAUUGUGAAAGAAUGGUUCAUAUAGACAUCUCUCUAAAGAGUCUGCAGAAAACCAGUAUUCUAGUGGUAUGUGCUGACUUAGGCCUCAUAAGUGACUUUAACAAGUUACUUAACCCAGUGUUAGUGAAGAACUUUGAAAAUGCAAAGCACUGCGUGAGUGACUAGUAGUGAUCUGGAGUUUGGUACUGGACAUUUGCAGAUCAUCUAAUGAAACUCUGGUCAUUACUGUAAAAUGAAAGGAUUUACCAAUUGAAAUGUAGAUGUUAAUGAUUUCUGUGAUAAUUUGCAGCAAUUGAAACAUCUGAUUGAAACUGCCCCCUUUUCAGACUGAAUCUUAUCUUCCAUCUUAAACUCAUUACAAGUCAAAGUCCUACAAAAGUCUGGUCAUUUACAGUGGUAAUAUUGGAAAAGUGACAAAUGGGAAAGUGGGGCAGCUGUGCUCCCUUGCUUUCUGUCUGACCUACUGGGAGUACAGGUUGGAGUAUGUUUGCUACUUAGCAGGAAACUGAAAUUCAGGCACAAGUUAUUGUAAACUCAAAGUGUGAACAUGGGUGAAAAGAAACCGGAGCCUCUGGACUUUGUAAAAGAUUUUCAGGAAUAUCUUACUCAACAGACUCACCAUGUAAAUAUGAUUUCUGGAUCUGUUAGUGGGGACAAUGAAGCAGAUGCCCUUCAGGGAGCUGGGGCAGAUGGUGAUCAGAAUGGACUAGAUCAUCCUUCCGUUGAAGUUGCACUGGAUGAAAACUCAGGAAUGUUAGUGGAUGGGUUUGAAAGGACAUUUGAUGGAAAGCUGAAGUGUCGAUAUUGCAACUAUGCCAGCAAAGGAACAGCACGGCUUAUAGAGCAUAUCAGAAUUCACACAGGUGAAAAGCCACACAGAUGCCAUCUAUGUCCAUUUGCAUCAGCCUAUGAACGUCAUCUGGAAGCGCACAUGCGAUCACAUACUGGUGAAAAACCGUAUAAAUGUGAAUUGUGUUCCUUCCGCUGCAGUGACAGAAGUAACCUGUCUCAUCAUCGUAGACGCAAGCAUAAAAUGGUACCUAUAAAAGGUACUAGGUCUUCCCUGAGCAGCAAGAAAAUGUGGGGGGUUUUGCAGAAGAAGACCAGCAAUCUGGGAUACAGCAGAAGAUCAUUAAUUAAUUUGAGCCCACCUUCCAUGGUGGUUCAGAAGCCAGACUACCUUAAUGAUUUCACCCAUGAAAUCCCAAAUAUUCAGACUGAAGCAUAUGAAAGCAUGACAAAAACAACACAGACUGGUGGCCUGGCAAGAGAUCCACAAGACCUUAAGAUAGACAAUCCAUUAAAUCAGCUAUCAACAUUAGCAGGACAGUUGUCUAGCUUGCCACCUGAAAACCAAAACCCAGCAUCUCCUGAUGUUGUACCAUGCCAAGAUGAAAAGCCUUUUAUAAUACAGCAACCUACUGCACCAGCAGUAGUUUCAUCUGUGUCAACAAAUAUUCCUCAAAGUUCAUCUCCUACUAGCCCAGAUCCUCGGCCCCCACACAGUCAAAGAAACUACAGUCCAGUGGCAGGUCCAAGUAGUGAUCGCAGCGUCCAUACUAGUACUCCUAGCAUAAGUAACAGUCAGCCAAGUACUCCAGCUCCAACCCUUCCAGUUCAGGAUCCUCAGCUUCUGCAUCACUGCCAGCACUGUGACAUGUAUUUUGCAGACAAUAUCCUUUAUACUAUUCACAUGGGAUGUCAUGGGUUUGAAAAUCCUUUUCAGUGCAACAUAUGUGGGUGCAAAUGUAAAAAUAAGUAUGACUUUGCUUGCCAUUUUGCAAGAGGUCAGCAUAACCAACAUUGACUGAAAACAUGCUUUCAUUUAGUUUUUUUUAACAUAUGUUUCAUACUUGCUGAAGGAGACCUUGUUCAUCCCCAACAAGAAAUCUAACAAACAACUUGACAACGGAGGCAAAAUUCAUGUUAUCAUAAAAUAUGCCAAGGAUAUUUGAGUCAUGGAGGUGGUAGUUUUAUGUCAUUGUUUAAAAUAAAAAGUUAUGAGGAUUGGCGUGCA